This is a messenger RNA of Neogale vison (American mink), 957 nucleotides long. RefSeq names its product olfactory receptor 3A2-like. Gene Ontology annotation, biological process: G protein-coupled receptor signaling pathway. The record is from RefSeq and is a predicted model, not a curated record. Bases 10 to 957 code for a protein of 315 amino acids. Lineage: Eukaryota; Metazoa; Chordata; Mammalia; Carnivora; Mustelidae. Gene Ontology annotation, molecular function: G protein-coupled receptor activity; olfactory receptor activity. The transcript has a single exon. Gene Ontology annotation, cellular component: membrane.
CAGAGACCUAUGGACCUAGAAUCCAGGACCAAUGGAACAGCUGUUACUGAGUUUAUCCUGCUUGGCUUAGUGGAGACACAAGUGCUACAACCAGUUGUCUUUGUAGUCUUCUUUUUUGCCUACCUGGUCACAGUUGGAGGCAACCUCAGCAUCUUGGCUGCCAUCUUCAUAGAGCCUAAACUCCACACUCCCAUGUACUUCUUCCUGGGAAACCUAUCAGUGCUGGAUGUUGGGUGCAUCACCGUCACUGUUCCCUCAAUGUUGGCUCGUCUCCUGUCCAACAAGCAUACAAUUCCCUAUGGAGCCUGCCUCACACAGCUUUUCUUCUUUCAUCAGUUGGCUGGUGUGGACUGCUUCUUACUGACAGCCAUGGCCUAUGACCGAUUCCUGGCUAUCUGCCAGCCCCUAACCUACAGCACCAGAAUGAGCCAGACAGUCCAGAGGAUAUUGGUAGCUGUGUCCUGGGCUUUAGCUUUCACCAAUGCACUGACCCACACAGUAGCCAUAGCCACACUCAACUUCUGUGGUCCCAAUGUGAUCAAUCACUUCUAUUGUGACCUCCCACAGCUCUUUCAGCUCUCCUGCUCCAGCACUCAGCUAAACGAGCUGCUGCUCUUCAGUCUGGGCAUCCUCAUGGCAGGUGCACCUGUGAUUCUCAUUGUCACCUCCUACAUCCAUGUGGCAGCUGCAGUCCUACGAAUCCGCUCUGCUGAGGGCAGAAAGAAAGCUUUCUCUACAUGUGGCUCCCACCUCACUGUGGUGGGCAUAUUCUAUGGGACAGGUGUCUUCAGCUACAUGAGGCUGGGCUCAGUGGAGGCUUCAGACAAGGACAAAGGGAUCGGCAUCCUCAACACUGUCAUUAGCCCCAUGCUGAACCCACUCAUUUACAGCCUCCGGAACCCUGAUGUGCAGGGGGCUCUGCGGCAGGUGCUCACAGGGAAAAGAGCCCUUGUAUGA